GUCCCUCCUUUAUCAUUAUCACAAUGCGGAUGCUUUCGACGUCAAAGUUCUCUCAACGCUAACCUUCUCUCCCAACACAUUCUAAACGGUGAAGCGCAGUUGAUGGGUCCCUCUCAUGGUUUUCUCAGUCUAGAUUCUACCUCAUCCAGUGCAAGCCAACAUGGUGGCCCAGACAUGGAACUUCGGAGACUCAAACCAGUUCUUCAAGUCGCUCUUCUCGCACUCUCCGCACGACUCGCCAAUCAUUAAAACACCGCAGAACAACAAUUCCACUUGGCCCGUACUCUUCGAGCGGCUGCAACAACUGGACCAGCUCUUCCAGGCCUGGCACGAGCAGCUCCGAUCCUUUUUCACGUGGCAAAAGUACGAACCGGAUGCUCGCACCCGAUCCCAGAGUGAGGAUAUUACAGAGGUCUCGGACGGCUCCUCGUCUUGUGAAGAUGGACCGGGAGAGCACUCGACACUGAGAAGACGCUCGCGACCACGUAGCAAGACGCUGGCAGAUUGCAGACUAGAGGUGAACAACAGUCGCAAACCAGUAGCAGAACAGACCAAUGUUAAGGACAGCCAAGCAUCGAUCGUGUGUCCGUCGGCCAUGCAGAUCUGCAUCAUGAUCGUCGGUACACGAGGCGACGUGCAGCCGUUCUUGGCCAUUGCCAAGCGACUGCAACAAGACGGACAUCGAGUGCGCCUCGCCACGCACAAAAUCUAUCGAGAAUUCGUAACCAGUCAUGACGUCGAGUUCUACCCUUUAGGCGGCGAUCCCAAGGAACUAGCAGCCUACAUGGUGAAGACCGGAGGGAGACUCAUCCCUCCACUUAAUCUAGAGACGCUACAGAAGGAUGUUCCGAGACAGAUGCAGAUUUUAGAGGACAUCUUGAUGUCCACAUGGCCUGCAGUGUCUGCUCCCGAUCCAGACGGCAAAGCGCCGGGUGUUCCUGGUUGUCCGUUCACAGCACAAGCCAUCAUCUCCAACCCCGUGACGUACGGACAUAUCCAUGUAGCAGAGAAACUCGGUGUGCCUCUGCAUAUCAUGUUCCCACAGCCAUGGGUGCCUACGGUGGCGUUCCCCCACCCGAUGUCGAAUCUACCGUAUCAAGACAAACCGCAGAAGAGGAAUUAUCUGUCGUACAAACUCGUGGAUUUGUUGAUGUGGGAGGGUAUGGAACGCCUCGUCAAUACUUUCAGAAGUGACGUACUGGGUCUGCCUCGCAUCAGAAAGGGAGGACGCGGUCGAGAAAUGCUCCAGGACUUGGAUAUCCCUCACUCGUUCAUGUGGAGUCCGUCGUUGGUACCGAAACCUUUCGACUGGGGCGAUCUGUACGAUGUUGUUGGAACGGUGACGCUGAAGACUGAAGAUUCCUCGUACACGCCGUCUCCAGCGCUUGAAGCGUUUCUAGGUAAUGGCAAAGGGCCCGUUUUCGUUGGAUUUGGAUCGAUGGUGCUUGAAGAUCCACUUGCAACGAGCAGGAUGAUCAUCGAGGCGGCGAAGCAGGCGAACGUGAAAGUGCUGAUCCAGUCGAGUUGGACGGAUAUGGCUGGCGAUCUCGACGUCCCAGACAACGUCUUUUUCAUCGGAAACUGUCCGCACGAUUGGCUUCUGGCACGUUGCUCUGCCGUCGUACACCAUGGCGGUGCUGGUACUACAGCUGGAGGUCUGCUAGCUGGCAAGCCGACGUUCAUUGUGCCAUUUUUCGGAGACCAACCGUUCUGGGGCCGAGCUGUGGUUAAAGCUGGCGUUGGAGUGGAGCCAUGUCCGAUCACUGAACUGACGACGAAGAAGCUUCGAGAUGCGUUUGAAGAGCUGCAGAGUCCGUUCUUGCGCAAUCGCGCUCUGAGACUCCAGAAGCGAAUGCAGAAAGAGAACGGUGCAGAGGAAGCGGUCAAGAGCUUCUACAUGCAUUUACCUCUACGUCGCUCCGUGGACUACGCAGCCAGAGGUCAAGAACUGACGAACGUUACACGAGUCACGCCAACAGGCGCUGCUGUGUUCCUACAGGAGAUUGGCUGGACUAUCGCGUGCUUGAACCACGUCGGUGGAGUCGUGCGGGACAUCAGCCAGUUCCUGCUGCUCUCGUGCUUCACGUCGUGGGAUGUCGUUCCGGUCAGAUGAAGAUCAACUCGUCCAGUUCGUAUAGCAGUCGAGAUAGAGAUUAGAAAAGUUUAGGAUACUCAUUCAGACGGGAGGUGGAGCGAUCAAAUGGUAAGUUUAGUUUAGAGUGAUCAAAUAAAUACACCGUUAGUGAUUU
Molecule: messenger RNA, 2249 nt
Organism: Phytophthora nicotianae INRA-310
Lineage: Eukaryota; Oomycota; Peronosporomycetes; Peronosporales; Peronosporaceae
Exons: 2
Coding region: 161-2113 (650 amino acids)
Biological process (GO): carbohydrate metabolic process
Molecular function (GO): hexosyltransferase activity; UDP-glycosyltransferase activity
Source: RefSeq, a predicted model, not a curated record